AGAGAAUCUUUCUUAAUACACACGCAUGCUGGUUUCCGCCAUGGUCGCUUUCCCAUUUGGAUCGCAUUCGUGUUUCCGAGAUCUCCCUCGCUGCUGUAGUUCUCAAUCACUUUUUAGGCUUUCACCUUCACAAUCCCUAGCAAUUGCUAGAUAAAAUCGCCGAGAAGCUAGAGUUUCGAGCCGUCGUUGAUUCCUGAGAUUUUUUUUUUUCUUCUUUCUACUGGAGCUGGGAAAUAAUGACAGCAAUUGCAGUUCACCAGUUCGCUCAGUGCAUCACUUGCCAUGCUUGGAGCCCCGAUCACUCCAUGGUUGCAUUUUGUCCGAACAAUAAUGAAGUUCACAUUUAUAAAUCGUUACAAGACAACUGGGAAAGAGUACAUGUUCUCCAAAAGCAUGAUCAACUUAUCUCGGGGAUAGACUGGAGUGUUAGGUCAAACAGAAUUGUGACUGCAUCUCAUGAUCGAAAUUCAUAUGUUUGGAACCUUGAAGGAUCGGAAUGGGUACCAACUCUUGUCAUUCUUAGACUAAACCGAGCUGCACUCUGUGUUCAGUGGAGUCCAAAAGAAAACAAGUUCGCAGUUGGAAGUGGGGCAAAAACUGUUUGCAUAUGCUACUAUGAACAAGAGAACAAUUGGUGGGUCAGUAAACUUAUCAGGAAAAGACAUGAUUCUUCUGUGACAAAUGUUGCUUGGCAUCCCAAUAAUCUGCUUCUUGCAACAACCUCAACGGAUGGAAAAUGUCGAAUCUUUUCCACCUUCAUUAAAGGCGUGGACACAAAGGAUUCAAGAGCAGGCAAAUUUUCGGAUUCAAAGUUCGGAGAGUUAAUUGUUCAGCUCGAUCUUUCAUUCUCUUGGGCAUUUGGCGUGAAGUGGUCACCAAGUGGCAAUACCUUAGCUUAUGCAGGACACAAUUCGAUGAUUUACUUCGUUGAUGAAGUUGGUCCUUCUCCUCUAGCCCAGAGUGUUGCAUUCCGAGAUUUGCCUCUUCGUGAUAUACUAUUUGUUUCUGAGAGAAUGGUUAUAGGUACAGGAUUUGAUUGCAAUCCUAUGGCUUUUGCUGCUGAUGAAAGAGGGAUCUGGAGCUUUAUAAGAUUUCUUGGUGAAAGGAAAACAGCAUCAGGUUCAAAAUAUGGAUCCCAGUUUUCAGAGGCAUUUGGGAAGUUGUAUGGUCAAUCGAAGCAAGGUGUUGGCAAUGAUUCAGUUGAAUCUUCAAGAUUGCGCGGAUGCGUCCACGAGAAUUGCAUAACUUGUAUUGUGCCUCUUAGAGAGCCAGGGGUUUCCACUAUAAAGCGGUUCAGCACUUCAGGUUUGGAUGGAAAAGUGGUCAUUUGGGAUUUGGAAGGCCAGGCCGAUCUAUCUCAGUACUUGUGAACCUUGCAUUCAUUAACCUUGUCACAUUACCAUGUAAAGAAUCUUGCUCUCGGCAUAGUCACAUCUCCUUGUAUAUUAUAUCCCAGCUGCUAGACCUGAUUGCCUUUCUACUUGUAGCAAAAACCAUGUUUGAUUUUGUGUAUGUAUGUAUUUUCACCCAACCGUUUGCUCUUACAGAUUUCAUAACUCAUGAUUGGAAUUCUAUCUCCCCAUUUAGGUCUCAAAUUAUGUUCGGACUAUUGGUUUAGUGUCUUGUAUGAUGUUCAUUCUUUCCAAA
Cucurbita pepo subsp. pepo (vegetable marrow) is the source of this 1647-nucleotide messenger RNA. RefSeq names its product actin-related protein 2/3 complex subunit 1B. Gene Ontology annotation, biological process: Arp2/3 complex-mediated actin nucleation. NCBI's taxonomy places the organism in Eukaryota, Viridiplantae, Streptophyta, Magnoliopsida, Cucurbitales, Cucurbitaceae. Gene Ontology annotation, cellular component: Arp2/3 protein complex; actin cytoskeleton. Gene Ontology annotation, molecular function: actin filament binding. The record is from RefSeq and is a predicted model, not a curated record.